GCUGCUGAGGAGCCACAUGGUCCAUCCCUGGAUUCUCCAAGCACUGACUGCCCAUCCACUCUGACCACAGCCAGGAGCCACAUCCCACUGUCUGCCCAGCGUCCAUCCAUGGAGAUGACCACAGUGUCCUCAUCGGCCAUCUCACCCACCAAAGCAGAUGAUCUGUGUGAGACAGAUGUCACCAAGGUGGCCAUACACAGUGUGACUCUGCUCAUCUGCCUCUGUGGGCUGGCUGGGAACGGGGCUGUCAUCGGCCUCCUCAACCUGAAAAUCCCCAGCUAUGGCAUCUUUGACCUGGCUGUUGCCGAUUCCCUCUUCCUCCUCUUUGCGGUCCCCUCCGCCCUCGCCUUCCUGGUGGAGGACGUGUCCUGCUCUCCCAUCCUGCCCCUGCUGUACCUGCGUUUCCUUUUCCAGCUGUCAGUGGUCUCCUGCUACUGGGGGCUGUUCCGGCUGAUGCUCAACAGCAAUGUGCAGUACGUGUACAAGCUCUGGAAGCUCUGCUGGCACUCCGACCUUCCUGAAAGGCUGGUGUGGGUGGUGGACAGUGUCCAAUAUUCUGCCUUCUUUGCUCUCUUUGCUGUCAUUCCUGCAGUGACAUUCCUGUGCCCAUCACACGAGCAGCAGCACUGUGGUGUGCCCCUCAUCUCCAUGUUCACCCUCAUCCUGCUCCUCUUUGUUGCACCCGUAAUCAUUUCCAGCACAAUUGACUUCAUUAAGUCCAAGUGGGGCUCCCAGCAGCAGCAACCCAAGAGGCGCGACAUCGUUGUCAUCCUCACUCUGCUCCUCACUCUCCUCCUCAGUUUCUGCAAUUUCCUGCAGCAGAUUGGUUACGUCCUUUUGUCAUCCCAGGCUGUGUUCCUGCUCACCUGCCUGCACAGCAGCAUCAAACCCUUCAUCUACUUCUUGGCAGGGAGGUGCAGAAGACCCUUCUCCGUAACGUCUCUCUGGCUCUCCCUCCAGAGAGUCUUUGAGGAGCCAAAAGAAAAAACUGACCACAGCGAUGAUUCCUCCACAGACACAGAGGUCUGAGCCUGUUGAUCCCUUCCACUGCUCUGCUGAAGGACCCCAGCACAGAGACUGAGGGUUUCCUUGAGUCGCCUGACGAAUAAAUAUCCACAGGAUCACCCUCCCUGUGGUGGUGUAUUCCUGCAGGAGAAGGGAGCAUGGGCAUUGCCUUGGGUGAUUGUUGUGGGAUGCUCUGCAGGGAGCACAUUGGAGCAUGGCUUUCCUCCUCCCCCCUGGAUCCGCAAGGCUCCAAGCAGUGCAGCUGGGCUCAGUGCUGUUCCACAGCUCUAUUCCCCAUGGAAUGACCCUCAUGGCCUCGGCCCCAGGGAAUGAACUCCAUCUCCUCUGGCUCAGCAGAUGAGUUUCAUGGUGCUUUCAGGGACCUCUUGCCUGCAAAGCAUGGGACACCUUAAUCCCUGGGGACACACCCAGCACAGGGUGGCAGUGAUUUCCCAAAUCCCUGCAGGUCUGGUGCCUCUGGAUGGCAGGAGAGGGGCUGGGAUCACACACAGCAUCCUUCCCCUUCUGUCCGGCAGAGCCAGCCCUGCAUUCCCAGCUGAUGGGAAGGGACACCAGGUAGGGCUGCAGAGCUGGGGACGGACAGCAACAUUCCCUUGUCCUUUCAGUGGGAAUUUGUCACAUUCUUUAAUUCCAGAAUUUAAUCCUUCUGAGUAAAGUGCAGGGUCGAUAGUGAACUCCACUGAACUCCUGUGCCUGUACCAGAAAGUACAUGGAGGAUGGAAAUCCCCAUCAGCAGAUGCUUGGACCAUUUAAUUGCACAGAAAUUAGGGGGUUCUGCUCCUCUUCUGCAGAAUGGGGCCAUCCAUCCUCUGGUUCCCCAGCAUCAGUGUCCAGGGAAGCCCUUGACCACCUCCAUCCUGAACCUGGCCACCCUCAGGAGGAGCUGAACAGCGACUGCACAGCAGCUUCAGCCACAGGCGAGGCUGUGCAGAUCUUUGUCAUUCUGUAACUACCUCUCCAUCAGAUUUGGAUUCAUGGUUUUUAUUUAUUUCCACUGUGGUAGUCCCAGCCUCUGAAUUUGUUGAAUAAACAACAACCAGGCUUCACUGCAGAGCCUGUGCCUGUAAAACAGUGUCCAAAAUGGCUCAUUUCCUUAUUUUAUCCCAUUCUAAAGCCUCUGGCUUGUCUGUGAGCAGGGCAGGUGCUUGUCACAUACCUGAGCCCUUCCUAAGGCACGUGCCUGCAGUGGCUGGGAUGAUGUUGGCAGUGCCAAGAGCUCCUCAAUCCUCCGGAGAGACCUGGGCAGCAGCCACCUCUCUUACUCUGGGGAAGUUGUCCCUCCUUUUCCCACUGCCUUAAAUCCAGGGGAAAGCAACGUGCCACUGCUUCUGGAAAGGGAAGUGAAAGUGAAAGCUGUUAGUUGUGAGUCAGACUUGGAGAUACACAUGAAGUUAAACAGCUAAGGAGCAUUUAUUAACAGAGUUGUUAAUUAUUAACAAAAGAAAGAGACUUUGAUAUCUGAGAGGGUUUUUCUCUCCCUGUCUCCUGUUUUCCUGUCCAUUGGAGAGCAGAAGCUUUUCAGGGUACAACCUGUUAUCCAGGGAAGAACAACUCAGCCUGGGGGUUGCUCCCAAGGCAAGUGCAGGAGGAUCAUGAUCCUCCAAUGGACUUUUUCAACUUCCCAGAACCUGCCUUGUCUCCUGGGUCACCCAGACCACUCCCUACCUGAGCUUCCUUUCAAAAGAGCAAAGACGUCAAAGCAAGAGGUUUCCUGGCUGUCCCUGCCCAUGGCAGAAGGAGAGAUGGAAUGAGAUGAUCUCUAAGGUUCCUUCCAACCCAAACCAUUCCAAGAGGAUUUCUCACAUCAUUCAGCAUCCACGCCAGGCAGGAGUUCCCCUGCUGCACCCAGCACCAGCCUGACAGAGCUCAAGGAGAAUUUGAACAAUACUUUCAGGCACAGGCUGGGAUUGUUGGGAUGUCCUGUGCAGGGCCAGGAGCUGAACUCCAUGGUCCUUGUGGGUCCCUUCCAACUCAGGAUAUUUUAUGGCUCUCUUUUAUGAUGCCUCUCUUUCAUGAUGAUUCCACUGUGUUGUCCCUAUGCCCUGGCUCUGGCACAUCCUCAAAAGCCCUCUGGAAGGCAACACUAACAGAGGGGCUGAAUUCCUUUGCACAGCUCCCAGCCAGGAAGUAAAUCACAGGCUGGGCACUGCUGUUGGCCCAUGAGCCAGAGCACAGCUCUGCUCCCACCACUGCACACAGGCACAGAGCAACACAGAGCAACGCUGCACCCCAAACGUGGCUUUCCCAUCUUUUCCCACCCACAGCUUCCAUGUGAAGCAGCACAGGGACGGGUGAGGGACAGGACAGAAGGCAAGUAGGGUGUGGGAGCCUGGUCUGUGAAAUAAAUGGGCAGGAGAUCUUUCUCCUUUUUAAUGCCUUUAUUAAGAAGAAUCAGCUCAGGAGGGGAGAAAUCGACGGGUUGCGCCCUCGCCGCCGUUGCUCCCAGGCGUGGCGCGUGGCACGACGGAGGAAGAUGAUGCAGCUUUGUCCACUGGUCUGCAGACAGAACUGGGGACUCUGUCCUCACGGGAGAGUCGUUGAGUCCUUAGUUUGUGUG
This is a messenger RNA of Passer domesticus (house sparrow), 3583 nucleotides long. RefSeq names its product mas-related G-protein coupled receptor member H-like. Gene Ontology annotation, cellular component: membrane. The coding region runs from base 109 to 1029 and encodes 306 amino acids. The record is from RefSeq and is a predicted model, not a curated record. Gene Ontology annotation, biological process: G protein-coupled receptor signaling pathway. Gene Ontology annotation, molecular function: G protein-coupled receptor activity. The transcript has a single exon. NCBI's taxonomy places the organism in Eukaryota, Metazoa, Chordata, Aves, Passeriformes, Passeridae.